AUGUUUCUUAAGAAGGCUGUUUUGUCAAAGAGUCCUUGGAACUAUGGCUGCAACUGCAAUUGUGAUUGCAUUCUCAUUGUAAUCUAUGGUGAACAUCAGCAACUGGCCUUCACUAGACCAGGAUAUAAAGCUUGGAUGGAUAUAGAAAGUUCUCAAAGGAGCUUUGCUGACAUUGCAUCUUACAGCGGUAAAUUUUAUGCUGUAGAUCAUCAUGGUGGACUGGCUGUUUGUCACAUUGAUGAUAACAAAAAGCCAAGGCCUAAAAUUAGACGCUUUCGAGGAGGUCAUUUUUAUUCAAAGGUAAAUGAGUCCUCUGAGUCCGACUACAGUGAAAAUGAAUCCAGUGAUGAAGACUCUGAAGUUGAUGUUGAAGAUGAGGACCGUAUGGAUGAAUCUGAUGACAAAGGCUUCAAUGAAAAUGAAAACCUCUAUGUGACAAUUGGUUCAUCAUUGUCAUUGACUGCAUUGAGCCUCAAUGGAAUCAAACCUAAUUGUAUCUAUGUUACAGAUGAUGAUUUACCCCUUUUUCAUUGUACACAUAAUGGUGGAGGGUUUGACAUGGGCGUGUUUAGCAUGGAAAAUGCCACAGAUAAGCCACUUUACUCCGGCCAAUCCCUUUCCUUCUUUUGUUCCCCACUUUGGUAUAUCUGA
Messenger RNA from Quercus robur (English oak), 651 nucleotides. RefSeq names its product putative F-box protein At5g55150. The coding region runs from base 1 to 651 and encodes 216 amino acids. The record is from RefSeq and is a predicted model, not a curated record. The transcript has 3 exons. Lineage: Eukaryota; Viridiplantae; Streptophyta; Magnoliopsida; Fagales; Fagaceae.